This is a messenger RNA of Pomacea canaliculata, 2489 nucleotides long. Its product is annotated as myelin P2 protein-like. NCBI's taxonomy places the organism in Eukaryota, Metazoa, Mollusca, Gastropoda, Architaenioglossa, Ampullariidae. Gene Ontology annotation, biological process: fatty acid transport. Gene Ontology annotation, cellular component: nucleus; cytosol. Bases 112 to 552 code for a protein of 146 amino acids. The transcript is spliced from 4 exons. Gene Ontology annotation, molecular function: fatty acid binding. The record is from RefSeq and is a predicted model, not a curated record.
GCGAGUGGACUCGACCACCAUCAUUUUUAAAAACACAAUCUCACACAAGGGGUGUGUCGCAAACCUCACAACAUCGUGAAUUCGCAAAAUUCAGAGAGACCUGUGUUUACAAUGGUUGAGGAAAUUAAAGAAAAAUUCAGCGGAAAGUGGAAGUUAGACCACAGCGAUAACUUUGAUGGAUUUAUGACAGCGAUGGGUGUAAACUUUCUAAUACGUAAGAUGGCAGGGAUGGCCAGGCCAGAAAAUGACAUUCACGUUGAAGAUGAUGGGACUAUUGUCAUAUCCACGAGCAGCACGUUUAUGAAAAAUGAACAAAAGUUCAAGCUAGGGGAAGAAUUUGAAGAGAUCAACAAUUUCACAAAGACGAAAUUUAAGAAUAUGCCAACCUAUGAGAAUGGUUGCUUGAGGAUUGUCCCAACACCAGUAGAUCCAGUGAAUACCCCGUAUCCAGAAUAUGCUGAACGUGAGCUAACAGAUACUGGAGAUAUGUGUUUGACUCUGAAAGUGGGUGAUGUGAUCUGCAAGCGCUACUUCAAGAAGAUUGACAGCUAACGGAGCAUGGCAUUUGCCCCUAUACAGGAAAUGCUUUAUGCAACUGGAGAGGGAUUUUCCCCUGUCUUUGAGUACAUUAGCUGCAAGUGGAGUGGCAGUUUAAUGCUCAUGUUUUGAAAAGUCUGUUGUAUGUGGCAGGAGAGUCACCAGUGUAAUGAUGAAGUUUUAAAAGCAGAUCUUGCAAUAUAUCAGUGCUAAUAGCUGCACGCAUAAAUAUUACAUGCCACUUGUGAGUCAGUAUAUCAUGUGCAUUUAUUUCAGUUCCAUAGGUUUUCUGCUGCCACAAGAGAUUAGAGGAAUUCACAGGCAUUACAUUUUUUAUUUCAAUGUAGUGGCUUUAAAAAAAAAAAAUGUUUAUGAAAAAUUAUAGAGGAUAAUUUCUAAGUGAGGAGAUUUACCUGUAUAUUUCUUGUAUAUGCACAAUGCUCAUUUAAUCUUUUUUUAUAAAGUUUAUUCAAUUUAUACAUUUUUCAUACAUAAUUUAUAUGUAUUUGUAAGUUAUAGCUGCACCUUAUGUAGGUUAUUUGCCUGCAGUUUCUCUUUGGUUAAUGGUUUUUGAAAUGGCUGUUUGGUUUAUGUGGAAAUGGUUAUGUUAAAGACCACUCUAUCAUUACAAAUACUUUGUGUUUUAAGUCAAGGACAAAAGAGUGCUGGAAGCUCUCAAGAGAUGCCUGUAUCUUUUUAUGAUUUGCUGUCUCACUGUGUUUUCAAAUGUGCCUAGUUUUGCAUUUUAGUAAAGGGCAUUUAUUGCACAUUUGUGAUUGGUGCCAUAUUGUUUGCGUGAUUCUAAAUAUUUAGUAAUACAGGGUUUGAAAUAUUGAUUUUAAUAAAAGGUCAUGUAAUGAAAUUAUCCUGCUCGAGCAUUUGGUUAACAAGAUAAAAUAGAGUCCAUGUCAAUUUAGGUCAACUGUGCCUUUUUUGUAGGUGUCAUGUUGUUAUCAUUUCAUGUGAGACUACAUAUAAAAUUCCAAAUCACAACCAUUUCCAUUUAUCCCAGGGCUUAAUAUCCAGUGCAUCUCUGGACUAGAAAAGUCUCUUACUUUCACUAGCUAUAACAGAUACUGUAGGUGUUGUCGCUGUUGUCCAGCUGGAGAAUUUAUUAUAUUUUAUUUUUAGUUUAGGAUCGUGCAAUUUUUUAUUUUAUUCAUUGUUACUUUUUUAUGGUAGCAGUUUUUAAUGUUUGUGGGGAAUUUCUGUGGCAUCGGCCAUUUCAACUUUUAAGUGUUGUGGACCAGUGCUUUGUUGAAAAAAGGUACAGUAGUAUUUGUAUUAUGGUUAACAGCAUUUGCUGCCGACAACAUCAGUAUAUUGUAAUCAUAUAACAGGCCACAAAGAGCUAUCAAGGUACAUGUACAGUACAUACAUGAAUGAACUCAUCUGUUGAUGACUUUAUAAUAAAACGUGGUGAUUUGAUAUUUUCAGCCAAUAAUUUCAUGUUGGCUUGGGUUAACUGUUGUCUAAACAAUUUUGGGGUUGCAAACUCGAAGGACAUUCUAUGAGAAGUCAGUGUAGACUAAUGCUACACAGUGGAGUGAAUUCUUGUUAGCAUGCUAUGAAAUGUUUCUUCAGAACCUGUUUUUUUAUUUCAUAUUUUUGAGUUGUUAGCAAAAUUUUAUAUUCAGCCAGUUGCAUUUGUGGGCAUUUAAAACUCUUUUAUGGGUAUAUUGUGUAUAAUUUAACUUAAGUAAUGUAAUAUUACUGCAUCAGCUUUUCCUAAGAAAUAUGAAGCUGUAUUAUGAGAUUAAUAAUUUCAUGACAAAUGCGGUGAAGCUUAAGCAGCAUUUAACAACAUUGGUUGCUGUAUAUAUGUAUGCCCUAAAGGGCUACAUUCCCUAAAAAUUUCUUCAUAAUCUCUGAUGACCAUAGAGAUAUCAGAUAUAUUGAUAGGCAUUCACAUCGUCUUUUGCCAGCAGUAAAGAUGCCCAUGCAGUAACCAA